Messenger RNA from Rhinolophus ferrumequinum (greater horseshoe bat), 942 nucleotides. RefSeq names its product olfactory receptor 51G2-like. Gene Ontology annotation, cellular component: membrane. Gene Ontology annotation, molecular function: G protein-coupled receptor activity; olfactory receptor activity. Gene Ontology annotation, biological process: G protein-coupled receptor signaling pathway. The record is from RefSeq and is a predicted model, not a curated record. The coding region runs from base 1 to 942 and encodes 313 amino acids. The transcript has a single exon. Lineage: Eukaryota; Metazoa; Chordata; Mammalia; Chiroptera; Rhinolophidae.
AUGUCUGUCUUCAAUAGCUCUGCUCUGUAUCCUCGCUUCCUUCUGACAGGCCUCUCAGGCCUUGAAAGCAGAUAUAGUUUGAUUUCCCUCCCCAUCUUCUUGGUCUAUGCCACCUCAGUUGCAGGGAACAUUACUAUCCUAUUUAUCAUCCGAACUGAGCCCUCCCUCCACCAACCAAUGUACUACUUUCUGUCAAUGUUGACACUUACUGACCUGGGCCUAUCGACUACGACCUUUCCUACCAUGUUCAGUGUCUUCUGGUUCCACGCCCGGGAGAUCUCCUUCAAUGCUUGUCUGAUCCAGAUGUACUUCAUUCAUGUUUUCUCAAUUAUUGAGUCAGCUGUGCUGUUAGCCAUGGCCUUUGACCGCUUUGUAGCAAUCCGAGAGCCCCUGCGCUAUCCAACCAUUCUAACCAAUCGUGUAAUCACUGGGAUUGGGUUGGCAGUUGCUGUAAGGGCUUUGGUUCUGGUCUUUCCAGCUUCCUUCCUCCUAAAGAGGCUUCAAUAUCGUCCUGUUAAUAUUCUCUCCUACACCUUCUGCCUGCACCAGGACCUCAUAAAGACAACUGUAUCCAGUCGUCGGGUCAGCAGCAUCUAUGGCCUCAUGGUGGUCAUCUGUUCCAUGGGACUUGAUUCAGUGCUCCUCCUCCUCUCCUAUGUACUCAUUCUUGGCACAGUGUUGAGUAUAGCCUCCAAGACAGAAAGAGUGAAAGCACUCAAUACCUGCAUUUCCCACAUCUGUGCUGUGUUCACCUUCUAUACGCCAAUGAUUGGGCUAUCCAUGAUCCGUCGCUAUGGGCAGAAUGCUUCCCCAAUUGUCCAUGUGCUCAUGGCCAAUGUCUACUUGCUGGUUCCACCCCUCAUGAAUCCCAUCGUUUACAGUGUAAAGACCAAGCAGAUUCGUGACAGAAUCCUCAAGAAAUUCAAACAACAGAAAGUUUAG